CUAAGUCUUUUCACUAGCCUGCUUUCUGCAACGAAUCGACCACCUCGUUCUGGUACCAUGAGACUAGCCUCAGAAAGCCUAAUCGAUCGGCCGCCGAGGCUGGCCUCAACAGCAAGUCACAGCAGUGGCACGCUCGCCCAGCCUUCCUCUGUUUCGCAUAGGCCACAUUCAUAUCUCCGCGCCUUACGACAUCCUGGUCUUGCCUUUUUACAGCGGUCGACCUCCACUGCAACAACAACGACAGUGGUGGCUAAAGCCCCUACAAAAUCAGGUUUAAUUGGCAAAAGUCUUUGUUCUGCCGUGGAUGGUCUAAAUUGCCUGGAGACAACAGAGUGUAAGGGCUUCGGACGUCGCAUAUUCUCUGGAUUCUCGGGAAGUGGCCGUGAUGACAGCAUCAGCAUAACAGAGCGAUCAAUGUUCCCAGCAGCAUUUGUUUUUGAUAAAGUUGCAGACAGUUGCGACGAUCUCUUGACUUCCCGCAUUGCCAUUGGGGAAGACAGAGGUCACGUGCUCAACCCCUCUGUUAUCUCUAUCAUAUUAAACCUUUAA
Molecule: messenger RNA, 549 nt
Organism: Protopolystoma xenopodis
Lineage: Eukaryota; Metazoa; Platyhelminthes; Monogenea; Polystomatidea; Polystomatidae
Source: the annotation of a GenBank genome assembly